Messenger RNA from Gracilinanus agilis (Agile Gracile Mouse Opossum), 4597 nucleotides. RefSeq names its product remodeling and spacing factor 1 (gene RSF1). Bases 1 to 4260 code for a protein of 1419 amino acids. The transcript is spliced from 16 exons. Gene Ontology annotation, biological process: regulation of DNA-templated transcription. The record is from RefSeq and is a predicted model, not a curated record. Gene Ontology annotation, cellular component: RSF complex. NCBI's taxonomy places the organism in Eukaryota, Metazoa, Chordata, Mammalia, Didelphimorphia, Didelphidae.
AUGGCGGCGGCGGCGGCGGCGACGGCUCCUCCGGGCUGCCCCGGUUCAUGCCCCAACUUCGCCGUGGUCUGCUCCUUUCUGGAGCGCUACGGGCCGCUGCUCGACCUCCCCGAGCUGCCCUUCCCGGAGCUGGAGCGGGUGCUGCAGGCGCCCACGCCCGACGCCGGCGACAGUGAGGUACCUAAAGAAUUGGUGGAGCUCCACUUGAAACUGAUGAGGAAGAUUGGUAAAUCUGUAACUGCAGACAGAUGGGAAAAAUAUUUGAUCAAGAUGUGCCAAGAGUUUAAUAGCACUUGGGCGUGGGAGAUGGAGAAGAAGGGCUAUCUUGAAAUGAGUGUUGAAUGCAAAUUGGGACUUUUAAAGUACCUCUGUGAAUGCCAGUUUGAUGACAAUUUGAAGUUUAAGAACAUUAUUAAUGAGGAGGAUGCUGAUGCCAUGCGCCUCCAGCCAAUUGGCCGAGAUAAGGACGGUCUCAUGUAUUGGUACCAGCUGGACCAAGAUCAUAAUGUUAGAAUGUACAUAGAAGAGCAAGAUGAUCAAGAUGGGUCUUCAUGGAAAUGUAUCGUCAGAAACAGAAAUGAAUUGGCUGAGACUCUGGAACUCUUGAAAGCUCAAAUAGAUCCUGCCCUUUUGAAAAAUUCCAGCCAACAGGAUGCCUCCUCCCGGGAAAGUCCCAGCCUAGAAGAAGAAGAAACAAAAAAAGAUGGAGAAACACCUAAACAAGAGGAGGAAUUAAAAUCAAAAGAUGAGAAAGUGAAAGUGGAGGAAUCAGCAAAAGACUCUGAAAAUCUUCCUAUACCUCCUAUCUCAGAAGAGAAUCCUGUGAAAGUUGAGAAACAAGGAGGAGAAAAGGAACUUGGGAAAACACCAGUCAUAGUGAAACUAGAAAAACCUUUAGAGAAUGAGGAGAACAAGAUCCCCAAAGAAGAAAAUGAUUCCUUCAAGGAAAAUGUUAAGCCUAUUAAAGUGGAGGUUAAGGAAUGUAAAAUGGAACCAAAAGAUGUUAAAAGUGGCACAGAGAAAAUGACUGUUCAUGAACCUGAGCGUUUAGAAAUUGGUAUUAAGCCUCCUCCAGAAAUUAUAGAGAAAUCAACUGAAGAAACAGAAAAAUUAAAAAAUGACCAGCAAGCAAAGAUACCCUUGAAAAAACGUGAGAUUAAAUUGACUGAUGAUUUUGACAGCCCAGUCAAGGGACCUUUGUGUAAAUCAGUGACUCCAACAAAAGAUGCAUUGAAAGAGGAGGUGAAACCUGAGGAGGAGAUUUGUAAACGAAUUCCUACAAUUAUGGCUUUGUGUCCUGAAGGGAAACUGUUAGUCAAUGGAGAAGUUAGUGGUGAAAAAACCACUCCAAGAAAUAAGACAGAGCAAUUAGAAACCAAGCUCUACAGUAUAAAGGAAGGAGGCAGUCACCCAGCCAAGGAGAAAAAUGGCUUGGUGUUGGACAGUGAAGCAGAGUCCUUGAUGGGUCUAAAUAAAAGCAUAAAAGCAAGUGAAUCUGGGAAAGAUGGAGAGGGUACUAUUCAGAGAGGGCAAGGACUGGAAGAACCUGGUCCUCCAGAAACAGAAAAAGCUCUUGACAACACUUCAGAAAUGGCAGAGGAUCUUUCUUUGAAAACAACUUUCUCCACCACUGAAGCUUGUGCAAAGAAAGUUGAAGAGAAGACCUCUGUUAAAAAUAAGAAGGACAAACGGCCUCCACUUUUAGAAUGUCUAGAAAAGUUAGAGAAGUCCAAGAAGACUAUUCUUGAGAAGGACUCAUCAAAACUGAGUCCUAUACCUGAAGAGGUGGCAAAGAACAUCAUAGAUUCAGAGAAGAUGCCUUGUUCCUCAGAAGCAGCAGAGAUCUCUCCAACUUCUGCUACUCCUGAUAAUCAGGGGAAGACAGCUUCUGAAAAAAAUGGAUCAAAACCUAGUGAUGAUAGCCAGCCCCUAGAAAAAACAGACCCUGAGGUUCUCAAGGAGGAAAUGGAAUUUUCCAAGGUUGGAGUUGAUAAAUUAGAUAGUAGCCAACCUUGUAAAAUGGAAGAACCUUCAGAGACCAAGAAAGGGUCCACCAUACAAAAAAGUAAAUUUAAAUAUAAACUGGUUCCUGAGGAAGAAACCACUGAAACAGAAAAUAAGGAAAUAACAUCUGAAAGGCAGAAAGAAGGCAUCAAGUUAACAAUCAGGAUUUCUAGCAGGAAGAAAAAGCCUGAUCCUCCCCCAAAAGUUCUUGAUACUGAGGUAAAGGAAGAGACAGAAAAGGAAGAAGAGAAAGUAACUCCUGGCCGAACUUUAAGAAGGUCACCAAGAAUAUCUAGACCCACUGCGAAAGUGGCUGAGAUAAGAGAUCAAAAGGCUGAUAAAAAACGAGAGGAAGAAGAAAAAGAAGACACAGCAUCUGUCCAGAAACAAGACAAAAAGGAGAACUCAAGGAAACCUGACAAGGAUACUAAUUCUAAAGUCAACAAGGUGAAAUCCAAGAACAAGGUCCGGUGGACAGGUUCUCGAACACGUGGUCGAUGGAAAUAUUCUAGCAAUGAUGAAAGUGAAGAAUCUGAGAGUGAAAAAUCUUCUGCAGAGUCAGAGGAGGAAGAAGAAAAGGAAAUGGAGGAAGCUGUGCCAGCAGAUGAUGAUGAACCGUGCAAGAAGUGUGGCCUUCCCAAUCAUCCUGAACUAAUUCUUUUGUGUGAUUCAUGUGACAGUGGAUACCAUACAGCCUGCCUUCGUCCCCCUUUGAUGAUAAUUCCUGAUGGAGAGUGGUUUUGUCCCCCUUGCCAACACAAACUUCUCUGUGAAAAACUAGAGGAGCAAUUGCAGGAUUUGGAUGUUGCCUUGAAAAAGAAGGAGCGUGCUGAACGCAGGAAAGAGCGAUUGGUAUAUGUGGGUAUCAGUAUUGAAAACAUCAUCCCUCCACAGGAACCAGAAUUAACUGAUGACCAUGAAGAAAAGAAGAAAGAUUCCAAAAAAUCCAAAACACACGUUCUUGAAAGGAGAUCAACAAGAACAAGGAAGUGUAUAAGUUAUAGAUUUGAUGAAUUUGAUGAGGCAAUUGAUGAAGCAAUUGAAGAUGAUAUCAAAGAAGCUGAUGGAGGGGGAAUUGGCAGGGGAAAAGAUAUUUCCACCAUUACAGGUCAUCGAGGGAAAGACAUCUCAACCAUUUUGGAAGAAGAAAGGAAAGAAAGCAAGAGGCCACAACGGGCAGCUGCUGCUCGACGGAAGAAACGGCGGCGGCUGAAUGAUCUUGAUAGUGACAGCAAUCUGGAUGAAGAAGAGAGUGAGGAUGAAUUUAAGAUCAGUGAUGGAUCUCAGGAUGAGUUUGUUGUGUCAGAGGAAAAUCCAGAUGAGAGUGAAGAGGAACAGCCCUCAAAUGAAGAUAGUGACACUGAAUUCUGUACCCGAAGAUCCCGGCGACACCACUCCAAGCCAAUGAGGCAGAGCAGGCGUUUGCGAAGAAAGACAGUGAAGAAAAAAUAUUCUGAUGAUGAUGAAGAAGAAGAUUCUGAGGAGAAUAGUAGAGCAUCUGAGAGUGAUUAUAGUGAUUACAGCGAAGAUUAUCUGGAAACUAGACGGAGAAGGUCAAGAAGGAACCAGAAAAGACAAGUUAACUAUAAAGAGGACUCAGAAAGUGAUGGUUCCCAGAAGAGCUUCAGAUAUGGGAAAGAAAUGAGACGAGUUCACAAACGCAGGCUUUCCAGCUCAGAUAGUGAAGAGAGCUACAUGUCCAAGAAUUCUGAUGAUGAUGAACCAGCUAAAGAAUCUCAACGGUCGGUCCGAAAGCGAGGUCGAAAUACAAAUGACUGUUCUGAAGCAGAAGCGGAGGAGGAGGAAGGCCGACCUGCUCGAAAACGACUGCAUCGUAUUGAGACAGAUGAAGAAGAAAAUUGUGAGAAUUCUAAUGAUACUGUGGAACAGCCUAUAGCAGCCAGCAAGCACUCGGUAUCAUCACAUGGGCAGCAUGAUCAUGCCAGAAAGCCCUAUAGGAUAGACAGUGAUGAGGAAGAGGACUUUGAAAACGUUGGGAAAGUAGAAAGCCCAUUGGACUAUAGCUUAGUGGACUUGCCUUCUGCCAAUGGACAGAGCCCUGGCAAGGCUAUCGAGAACUUAAUUGGCAAACCACCUGAAAAGCCUCAAGCCCCCAAGGACAGCACAGCCAAUGCCAGCCUAGCACCCAAUGGGACAGGUAGUGCACAGGAGGCAGGAGCACCAGAAGAAGAGGAGGAUGAACUUUUAAGAGUGACUGACCUUGUUGAUUAUGUCUGUAACAGUGAACAGUUAUAAGACUUUUUUCCAUUUUUGUGCUAAUUUAUUCCACGGUAGCUCUCACACCAGCGGGCCAGUUACUAAAGCUGUUUUAUUUUUCCUAGAAAACUCCACUACAGGAUCACUUUUUAGAAGCAAAAAUUUCACCAGUCCCUGCAGUCUUUCUGUGAAGUGACCAGUUUUGAACUUUGAAGAUAAAUAAUCGCUGUAAAUUCCCUUUGCUGUUUUUUUUUGUUUUUGUUUUUGUUUUUGUUUUUUGCCUCCUCCUCAAGUUCAUGGUCCUUGGUAAUUUCAUUCAUGGGAAAAACAAAACACAAAACAAACACAUAAAAACCCCAUAUUCUAAUAACAACAA